CCGCGAAGGUCCCCCAGGGCUCCCUGUGCAGUGCUGACAUGGCUGAGAGCACCUCACCGCCCUCCUCAUCUGCAGCGGCAGCACCAGCCUUGGAGCCAGGGAUCACAGAGCAGCCGGGGCCCCGGAGCCCCCCUCCAUCCCCUCCGGGCCUGGAGGAGACCCUAGAUGGAGCAGAUCCCGAAGUCCCACACCCAGACCUGGCACCUGUUGCCUUCUUCUGCCUGAGACAGACCACCAGCCCCCGGAACUGGUGCAUCAAGAUGGUGUGUAACCCGUGGUUUGAGUGUGUCAGCAUGCUGGUGAUCCUGCUGAACUGCGUGACCCUGGGCAUGUACCAGCCGUGCGACGACAUGGAUUGCCUGUCGGACCGCUGCAAGAUCCUGCAGGUCUUUGAUGACUUCAUCUUCAUCUUCUUUGCCAUGGAGAUGGUGCUCAAGAUGGUGGCCCUGGGCAUUUUUGGCAAGAAGUGCUACCUCGGGGACACCUGGAACCGGCUGGAUUUCUUCAUUGUCAUGGCCGGGAUGGUCGAGUACUCCCUGGAUCUUCAGAACAUCAACCUGUCAGCCAUUCGCACCGUGCGUGUCCUGAGGCCCCUCAAAGCCAUCAACCGUGUGCCCAGCAUGCGGAUUCUGGUAAACCUGCUCCUGGACACGCUGCCCAUGCUGGGCAAUGUCCUCCUGCUCUGCUUCUUUGUCUUCUUCAUCUUCGGCAUCAUCGGUGUGCAGCUGUGGGCCGGCCUGCUUCGCAACCGCUGCUUCCUGGAGGAGAACUUCACCAUACAAGGGGAUAUGGCCCUGCCACCCUAUUACCAGCCGGAGGAGGAUGAUGAGAUGCCCUUCAUCUGCUCCCUGUCGGGUGACAAUGGCAUCAUGGGCUGCCAUGAGAUCCCCCCACUCAAGGAGCAGGGCCGAGAGUGCUGCCUGUCUAAGGAUGACAUCUAUGACUUUGGACCGGGGCGCCAGGACCUCAAUGCCAGUGGCCUCUGUGUCAACUGGAACCGCUACUACAACGUGUGCCGGACAGGCAGUGCCAACCCCCACAAGGGCGCCAUCAACUUUGACAACAUUGGGUACGCCUGGAUCGUCAUCUUCCAGGUAAUCACUCUGGAAGGCUGGGUGGAGAUCAUGUACUACGUGAUGGACGCACACUCCUUCUAUAACUUCAUCUAUUUUAUCCUGCUUAUCAUCGUGGGCUCCUUCUUCAUGAUCAACCUGUGCCUCGUUGUCAUAGCAACCCAGUUCUCGGAGACCAAGCAGCGGGAGCACCGGCUGAUGCUGGAGCAGCGGCAGCGUUACCUGUCCUCCAGCACAGUGGCCAGCUAUGCCGAACCCGGGGACUGCUACGAGGAGAUCUUCCAGUACGUCUGCCACAUCCUGCGCAAGGCCAAGCGCCGUGCCCUGGGCCUCUACCAGGUCCUGCAGAGCAGGCGCCAGGCCCAGGGCCCAGGGGCACCGGCCCCUUCCAAGCCCGGGCCCCACGCCAAGGAGCCCAGGCACUGCAAGCUGUGCCUGAGACAUAGCCCCCUGGACCCAACACCCCACACGUUGGUGCAGCCCAUCUCUGCCAUGCUGUCCUCCGACCCCACCAGCUGCCCGCACUGCCAGCAUGGGACCGGCCGGCGGCCCUCGGGUCCAGGCAGCACCGAUUCUGGCCAGGAGGGCUCAGGCUCUGGUGGUUCAGGUGGUGACGAGGCGGAGGCCGACGGGGACGGGCCCCGGAGCAGCGAGGAUGGGGUUUCCUCAGGCCUAGGGAAGGAGGACGAGGAGGAACAGGAGGAUGAGGCUGCCCAUCUGUGUGGGGACGUGUGGCGGGAGACUCGAGCCAAGCUGCGGGGCAUCGUGGACAGCAAGUACUUCAACCGGGGCAUCAUGAUGGCCAUCCUGGUGAACACCGUCAGCAUGGGCAUCGAGCACCACGAGCAGCCCGAGGAGCUGACCAACAUCCUGGAGAUCUGCAAUGUGGUCUUCACCAGCAUGUUCGCCCUUGAGAUGAUCCUGAAGCUGGCGGCCUUCGGGCUCUUCGAUUACCUGCGGAACCCAUACAACAUCUUCGACAGCAUCAUCGUCAUCAUCAGCAUCUGGGAGAUUGUGGGGCAGGCGGACGGCGGGCUGUCGGUGCUGCGGACCUUCCGGCUGCUGCGGGUGCUGAAGCUGGUGCGGUUCAUGCCCGCGCUGCGGCGCCAGCUGGUGGUGCUCAUGAAGACCAUGGACAACGUGGCCACUUUCUGCAUGCUGCUCAUGCUGUUCAUCUUCAUCUUCAGCAUCCUUGGGAUGCACAUCUUUGGCUGCAAGUUCAGCCUCCGCACCGACACGGGAGACACAGUCCCUGACAGGAAGAACUUUGACUCUCUGCUGUGGGCCAUCGUCACGGUGUUCCAGAUCCUCACCCAGGAGGACUGGAACGUCGUCCUCUAUAAUGGCAUGGCCUCCACCUCCCCCUGGGCCUCCCUGUACUUUGUUGCUCUCAUGACCUUCGGCAACUAUGUGCUCUUCAACCUGCUGGUGGCCAUCCUGGUGGAGGGCUUCCAGGCUGAGGGUGAUGCCAACCGCUCCUACUCAGAUGAAGACCGGAGCUCAUCCAACAUGGAGGAGUUGGACAAACUCCAGGAGGGCCUGGACAGCAGCGGAGAUCUCAAGCUCUGCCCAAUCCCCAUGACCCCUAAUGGGCACUUGGACCCCAGUCUCCCACUGGGUGGGCAUCUGGGCCCCUCUGGGGCUGCAGACCCCGCUGCCCGCCUCUCCCUGCAGCCAGACCCCAUGCUGGUGGCCCUGGACUCCCGCAAGAGCAGCGUCAUGUCUCUGGGGAGGAUGAGCUAUGAUCAGCGCUCCCUGUCCAGGAGGGCGGCGGGCCCGGGCCCCGGCCACGAGGAUUGCAAUGGCAAAAUGCCCAGCAUCGCCAAGGACGUCUUCACCAAGAUGGACGACUGCCGGGACCGUGGGGAGGACGAGGAGGAGAUCGACUACACCCUGUGCUUCCGCGUCCGAAAGAUGAUGGAUGUCUACAAGCCCGACUGGUGUGAGGUCCGCGAGGACUGGUCCGUCUACCUCUUCUCUCCUGAGAACAGGUUCCGGGUCCUAUGUCAGACUGUCAUUGCCCACAAGCUCUUUGACUAUGUGGUCCUGGCCUUCAUCUUCCUGAACUGUAUCACCAUUGCCCUGGAGCGGCCCCAGAUCGAGGCGGGCAGCACGGAACGCAUCUUCCUUACUGUGUCCAACUACAUCUUCACAGCCAUCUUCGUGGGCGAGAUGACACUGAAGGUGGUGUCCCUGGGCCUGUACUUCGGGGAGCAGGCGUAUCUGCGCAGCAGCUGGAACGUGCUGGACGGCUUCCUCGUCUUCGUAUCCAUCAUCGACAUCGUUGUAUCCGUGGCCUCUGCUGGGGGAGCCAAGAUCCUGGGAGUCCUCCGGGUUCUGCGGCUUCUGCGUACCCUGCGCCCCCUUCGUGUCAUCAGCCGGGCCCCUGGGCUGAAGCUGGUGGUGGAGACACUCAUCUCGUCCCUCAAGCCCAUUGGCAACAUUGUGCUCAUCUGCUGUGCCUUCUUCAUCAUCUUCGGCAUCCUGGGGGUGCAGCUCUUCAAGGGCAAAUUCUACCACUGUCUGGGUGUGGACACUCGUAACAUCACCAACCGCUCUGACUGCGUGGCCGCCAACUACCGCUGGGUCCACCACAAAUACAACUUCGAUAACCUGGGCCAGGCUCUGAUGUCCCUCUUUGUCCUGGCCUCCAAGGAUGGCUGGGUGAACAUCAUGUACAACGGGCUGGACGCUGUGGCUGUGGACCAGCAGCCCGUGACCAACCACAACCCCUGGAUGCUGCUGUACUUCAUCUCCUUCCUGCUCAUCGUCAGCUUCUUCGUGCUCAACAUGUUCGUGGGCGUCGUGGUUGAGAACUUCCACAAGUGCCGGCAGCACCAGGAGGCCGAGGAGGCGCGGAGACGGGAGGAGAAGCGGCUGCGGCGCCUGGAGAAGAAGCGCCGUAAAGCCCAGAGGCUGCCCUACUACGCUACCUACUGCCCCACCCGGCUGCUCAUCCACUCCAUGUGUACCAGCCACUACCUGGACAUCUUCAUCACCUUCAUCAUCUGCCUCAAUGUGGUCACCAUGUCCCUGGAGCACUACAACCAGCCCACGUCCCUGGAGACGGCCCUCAAGUACUGUAACUACAUGUUCACCACUGUCUUUGUGCUGGAGGCUGUGUUGAAGCUGGUGGCCUUUGGCUUGCGGCGCUUUUUCAAGGACCGGUGGAACCAGCUGGACUUGGCCAUUGUGCUGCUGUCCGUCAUGGGCAUCACGCUGGAAGAGAUCGAGAUCAACGCAGCACUGCCCAUCAACCCCACCAUCAUCCGCAUCAUGCGGGUCCUGCGCAUCGCCCGGGUGCUGAAGCUGUUGAAGAUGGCCACAGGGAUGCGGGCGCUGCUGGACACGGUGGUGCAGGCUCUGCCCCAGGUGGGCAACCUGGGCCUCCUCUUCAUGCUGCUCUUCUUCAUCUAUGCUGCCCUGGGUGUGGAGCUCUUUGGGAAGCUGGUCUGCAAUGAUGAGAACCCGUGCGAGGGCAUGAGCCGGCACGCCACCUUCGAGAACUUUGGCAUGGCCUUCCUCACACUCUUCCAGGUCUCCACAGGCGACAACUGGAAUGGGAUCAUGAAGGACACGCUGCGGGACUGCACCCAGGACGAGCGCAGCUGCCUGAGCAGCCUGCAGUUCGUGUCGCCGCUGUACUUCGUCAGCUUCGUGCUCACCGCCCAGUUCGUGCUCAUCAACGUGGUGGUGGCUGUGCUCAUGAAGCACCUGGACGACAGCAACAAAGAGGCCCAGGAGGACGCGGAGAUGGACGCCGAGAUCGAGCUGGAGAUGGCCCACGGCCUGGGCCCUAGCCCUCGGCCGCCAGUUGCCUCCCCAGGCGCUCCCGGCCGAGGACCCGGAGUGGCCGGCAGCAGCGGGGGCGACAGCGAGGGUCGCCGAUGCCGGCGCUGCUACUCUCCAGCCCAGGAGACCCUGUGGCUGGACAGCGUCUCUUUAAUCAUCAAGGACUCCUUGGAGGGGGAGCUGACCAUCAUUGACAACCUGUCUGGCUCCAUCUUCCAUCACUAUGCCUCGCCCUCGCCCGCCGGCUGCAAAAAAUGUCACCAUGACAGGCAGGAGGUGCAGCUGGCGGAGACGGAGGCCUUCUCCCUGAACUCAGACAGGUCCUCGUCCAUCCUCCUGGGUGAUGACCUGAGUCUCGAGGACCCCCCAGCCUGUCCGCCUGGCACCAAAGACAGCAAGGGUGAGCCGGACCUCUCCGAGCCCAUGCGGGUGGGAGACCUGGGCGAAUGCUUCUUCCCCCUGCCCAAAUCAGCUGUCUCCUCGGGAACAGAGAACUUCCUGUGCGAGAUGGAGGCAAUCCCAUUCAACCCUGUCCGGUCCUGGCUGAAGCACGAAAGCAGCCAAGCGCCCCCGAGCCCCUUCUCCCCGGACAUUUCCAGUCCACUCCUGCCCAUGCCUGCUGAGUUCUUCCACCCUGCUGUGUCUGCCAGCCAGAAAGGGCAGGAGAGAGGUGUCGGCGGCGUGGGGACCCUCCCCAAGAUUGCCCUGCAGGGCUCCUGGGCCUCUCUGCGCUCACCCAGCGUCAACUGCACCCUCCUCCGGCAGGCCACCGUGAGUGACACAUCCCUGGAUGCCAGUCCCAGCAGCUCAGCAGGCAGCCUGCAGACGACACUGGAGGACAGCCUGACCCUGAGCGACAGUCCCCGGUGUGCCCUGGGGCCACCGGCACCUGUACCAGGGCCCCGGGCUGGUCUGUCACCAGCCACCCGCCGCCGCCUCAGCCUGCGGGAGAUCACAGUGGCUCCAGGCUCUAGCCCUGCCCGUUGCUCUCCCCAGAUUAACAAGAGCCUCUCCUCUGGAGGCAAGGCCCAGCUCAGCCACACUCAAGGUUAA
Molecule: messenger RNA, 5918 nt
Organism: Fukomys damarensis (Damara mole-rat)
Lineage: Eukaryota; Metazoa; Chordata; Mammalia; Rodentia; Bathyergidae
Gene: Cacna1i
Product: calcium voltage-gated channel subunit alpha1 I
Exons: 39
Coding region: 39-5918 (1959 amino acids)
Biological process (GO): membrane depolarization during action potential; calcium ion transmembrane transport; sodium ion transmembrane transport
Cellular component (GO): neuron projection; voltage-gated calcium channel complex; voltage-gated sodium channel complex
Molecular function (GO): voltage-gated sodium channel activity; low voltage-gated calcium channel activity
Source: RefSeq, a predicted model, not a curated record